UUUGAUAAAUGCGACUGGGAAGAUGCAUGCAAAGUGUUCGAUGAAAUGCUUGAGAGGGAAGUGCAACCUACUGUGGUGACUUAAAAUAGCCUGAUUGGAUUUUUAUGCCGAAGUCAUCAUCUGGCUAAGGCGAAGAGUUUGCUUGAAGGCAUGAUUCAGAAGAGAAUACGCCCAAAUGCUGUGACAUUUGGGUUGUUAAUGAAGGGUUUAUGUUGUAAAGGAGAGUACACUGAAACAAAGAAGUUGAUGUUUGAGAGUGAUCCUGGAAAGAGAGGGAGAAUCGAUGAGGUGAAGCUUCUAUUGGGGGAUAUGAAGAGAAGGCGGAUAAAACCAGAUGUUGUGAUCUAUAACAUUAUGGUUAAUCAUCUUUGCAGUGAAGGUAGAGCCCCUGAGGGGUACAGGACACUAAGGAAAAGUUGUGAGCCAAAUGCAGCUACAUACCGUAUGAUGGUUGAUGGUUUUUGUCGUAUUGGGGAUUUUGAUUCAGCGUUGGAUAUUUUGAAUGCAAUGCUUGCAAGCAGACACUAUCCCACACCUGCAACGUUUUGUUUGGUUGAUGGGCUGAUAAAAGGAGGUAACUUGGAUCAUGCUUGCUUUGUGUUAGAGGUAAUAGGAAAGAAAAAUUUAAGCUUUGUGUCUAGUGUUUGGGAAAGUAUACUCUGUGAUCUCUGUAUUAAGGAUGGAGGGUUUUGUUGUGAAGCUUUGUUAGAACUGAUUUCUACCUAA
Molecule: messenger RNA, 726 nt
Organism: Brassica napus (rape)
Lineage: Eukaryota; Viridiplantae; Streptophyta; Magnoliopsida; Brassicales; Brassicaceae
Product: pentatricopeptide repeat-containing protein At1g07740, mitochondrial
Molecular function (GO): protein binding
Source: RefSeq, a predicted model, not a curated record